CCCCCCUUCUCAUACUCACAUUGCAUCCCAAAUAUUCAAACAAGAUAGAAAAAACCUCCCUUCAAACUUCUUCUUUUUUUCUUCCACCCCUCAUGAGAGGAGUAGAAAACUCGAGCACUAACAAAAUUCAUCACCCUCGUCCUCAUCACCGUCACCAAAUCUACGAUGGAGAGCCCUUAUGCACCACCACACUUCGACUCGUCUCGUCCGUCUCUGGGAUUUCCCUUAGGCACAGCUCUUCUGCUCAUAGUCAUUUUCAGCCUCAGUGGCAUCUUCUCCUGCUGCUACCACUGGGACAAGAUCCGCUCCCUGCGCCGCUCUUUCGACGAUGAUCUCGAAGCAGGACACUAUGAAGAAUCACCAUCCAAGCCUAAAUCCAACCAAAUGGAUCUGAAGCAGAAACAGAACGAGAGUCUGCCGGUACUAAUGCCCGGAGAUCGAAUCGCGAAGUUCAUAGCUAUGCCGUGUCCGUGCGAGCCUUUGCGAACCCAGAAGAUUAUUGUAGAGGUGCAGAAGCCAGUUAAGCCCCAACAAACAGAAGUGCCUCUAGAUUGAUUACCACCAAAUGUAAAUAUUACUUUUAUUUUAUAAAUUAUUACUUGGAAUUCAAAUCUAAUUACUCUCCUGCACUUUCAUUUGCA
This is a messenger RNA of Daucus carota subsp. sativus, 641 nucleotides long. RefSeq lists its product as uncharacterized. The record is from RefSeq and is a predicted model, not a curated record. NCBI's taxonomy places the organism in Eukaryota, Viridiplantae, Streptophyta, Magnoliopsida, Apiales, Apiaceae. The transcript is spliced from 2 exons. Bases 166 to 555 code for a protein of 129 amino acids.